Messenger RNA from Zea mays, 1341 nucleotides. RefSeq names its product putative protein of unknown function (DUF640) domain family protein. NCBI's taxonomy places the organism in Eukaryota, Viridiplantae, Streptophyta, Magnoliopsida, Poales, Poaceae. The coding region runs from base 434 to 1075 and encodes 213 amino acids. The record is from RefSeq and is marked provisional. Gene Ontology annotation, cellular component: nucleus. Gene Ontology annotation, biological process: mRNA transcription; response to light stimulus. The transcript has a single exon.
UCUCGCCAAGCUCAGCGCCGAGGCAUGCUGUGAGCGAGAGCGAUCUGUGCGGCGUCAGCUCCGGUGAUCUUGGAGGCGCCGCUAGCAGCUUGGUGCCGCGGGCUGGCUGGUUGUCCGUCUGGCCGGAGCUAGCUACCUAGCUCUCGAGCGAGGAGAAGAGGGCGGGAGCCAACUGAAGUGAAGCGAAGCGAAGCGAGGCAAGUGUGUGCUGUACCAGUAGUAGUGGAGUGGUGGUCGCGAACACUAUUUAUAGCGCCCCGGCCCGCCCCAGCGUGCGGCGCUCUCUCUUCUCUCUCACAGGACCACGGUUCGCGCGCGCGGGCACCGACUCCGAAAUAGAUAGAUCUCAGCUCAGCUCAGUUGGCACUUGCUCCGUCCGAAGCCCGCCCUAGCUGCUCUUCUUGCUGAUGGUCGUCUCUUGAUUGCUUGUCAGAUGGACCUGGUGCCGCAGCUGGACAGCCCGCACUCGGACAACGGCGGCGGCGGCGGCAGCGGAAGCUUGGCGUCCGGGGCGCUGUCGCCGGGGGCAUCGUCCGCAGGCACGGUGUCGGCGCUGGCGUCGCCGAGCCGGUACGAGUCGCAGAAGCGCCGGGACUGGAACACGUUCGGGCAGUACCUGAGGAACCACCGCCCGCCGCUGUCCCUUGCGCGCUGCAGCGGCGCGCACGUGCUCGAGUUCCUGCGCUACCUCGACCAGUUCGGCAAGACCAAGGUGCACACCGCCGCCUGCCCUUUCUUCGGCCACCCGGCGCCGCCGGCGCCCUGCCCGUGCCCGCUCCGCCAGGCGUGGGGCAGCCUCGACGCGCUCGUCGGCAGGCUGCGCGCCGCCUACGAGGAGAACGGCGGGCGGCCCGAGAACAACCCCUUCGGCGCGCGCGCCGUCAGACUGUACCUCCGCGAGGUCCGCGACCAUCAGUCCCGCGCCAGGGGCGUCAGCUACGAGAAGAAGAAGAAGCGAAAGAAGGCCCCGCCGCACCCCGUCCCUGCCGCCGUCAUCUCCUCCUCCCACGACGGCAACGGACACCACUACGAGCACCAGAUGCCGCCGCCACCACCGCCCGGCGCAGCGGCUUGACUAGCCGGCCGGCCCCAUGUAUGCUACUACUACCACUGUACCACAUGCACUACUGGUCGAUCUCUCUAGCUAGCUGAAGCUCCUGUCACCGACUACUAUAUAUGGAGUACCCAUCUAUCUAUCUAUAGUUAUUGGCUUCUUGCUACUGUAUAUCUAUCGAUCGAUCGAUCGAUCUGUAGUUAUAGUUUAGCGCGCUGCCACUACUAGUACAAAGACAAACCCCCUGCUGCUGCUACAAAUUACUUAGCCGGUUGCUCUUUCAUAUG